CAAGUUCAGUGGUGGCCAGCGGUGGUGGCGGCGGUGGCCCGGACGCCUGGGAGGCUCCUCGGUGGUGGGCUCUCUUGUGCUUCCCGGAGUGCAUGGGCGUGGGCCUUAGUGGCUGGAGGGGCUGAGUGCCCCGCGUCAUGCAGGGCGGCGAGCCCCGUGCGCGGCCCGAGCGCCUGGCCGAAGCUGAGGCGCGGGCGGCCGAUGGCGUCCGCUUGGUUGAGGUGCAGCUGAGCGGUGGCGCUCCAUGGGGCUUCACCCUGAAGGGCGGCCGCGAGCACGGUGAGCCUCUGGUUAUCACCAAGAUUGAAGAAGGAAGCAAGGCUGCAGCAGUUGACAAGCUACUCGCUGGAGAUGAGAUCGUGGCCAUCAAUGAUGUGAGUCUCUCAGGAUUCAGACAAGAAGCAAUUUGCCUGGUGAAAGGCUCCCACAAGACUCUGAAGCUUGUGGUCAAAAGGAAAAGUGAUCUGAGUUGGAGACCUCACUCCUGGCAUGCCACCAAGUUCUUUGAUGUCUACCCUGAGCCUGCAACCUCACUGUUUCUGAACGUCAGUAGUUCUCCUUCCUGGAAGAGCCAGCACCAAGCUAGGGACGUCAAGCUCAAGGAAGUCAAGCUACAGUCUUCUUCUGUCAUUCCAUUGGCUAAGAAGUUCUAUUGCCUAGGAGGAAAUUCAGAAGAUGAGUCUAAAUCCUAG
Messenger RNA from Psammomys obesus (fat sand rat), 692 nucleotides. Its product is annotated as protein Shroom2-like. NCBI's taxonomy places the organism in Eukaryota, Metazoa, Chordata, Mammalia, Rodentia, Muridae. The record is from RefSeq and is a predicted model, not a curated record. Gene Ontology annotation, cellular component: apical plasma membrane; apical junction complex; adherens junction. Bases 138 to 692 code for a protein of 184 amino acids. Gene Ontology annotation, molecular function: actin filament binding. Gene Ontology annotation, biological process: actin filament organization. The transcript is spliced from 5 exons.